AUGGAAGAUGGUCCGUCUUCGACAAGCUGUUUCAGAAGGUUAACGGACUGCUUCCUGGGUGCAAGUUUGACAGAUGAGAAAGUGAAGGCCUACCUCUCUCUGCAUCCGCAGAUGCUGGAUGACUUUGUGCUGGAGAGUGUGAGCACUGAGACGUUGGACAGAUGGCUGAAAAGGAAGACCAGCAGCAGGCCUGCAGAUGAUACGUCAUCUAAAGAAGUCAGCAGGUACCAGGACACGAACAUGCAGGGUGUGGUGUAUGAACUCAAUAGCUACAUAGAGCAGCGCCUGGACACUGGAGGAGACAACAAGCUGCUGAUCUAUGAACUCUGCAACAUCAUUAAAACAGCAACAAAAGCUGACGGAUUUGCACUUUACUUUUUGGGAGAAUGCAACAAUAGUUUAUCUUUGUUCACCCCAACGAGGACCAAGGAUGGUCGCCCAAGCCUCCUCCCCUCUGGCCCCAUUGCAUUUGGGACGACCAUUGCAGCUCACGUUGCCAAGACUCGCAAAACACUUUUAGUGGAGGACAUCAUGGGGGACGAGCGCUUCCCAGAUGGCACAGGGCAUGACUCAGGGAUCCGUGUUCAUUCUGUCUUGUGCCUCCCCAUCCUCACUGCCAUCGGGGACCUCCUCGCUAUCCUGGAGCUGCAUCGGCACUGGGGAAAAGAGCCCUUCAACCUCAGCCACCAGGAGGUUGCAACAGCAAACUUAGCGUGGGCAUCAGUUGCCAUUCAUCAAGUACAGGUGUGCCGAGGCCUCGCAAAACAGACUGAGCUCAAUGACUUCCUACUAGAUGUGUCAAAGACGUACUUUGAUAAUAUUGUGGCAAUAGAUUCUCUACUUGAACACAUAAUGAUAUAUGCAAAAAACCUGGUGAAUGCCGACAGGUGUGCACUCUUCCAGGUAGAUCAAAACAACAAAGAACUGUAUUCUGACCUGUUCGAUAUUGGUGAGGAGAAAGAAGGCAAGCCAGUCUUUAGGAAAACCAAAGAAAUUAGGUUUUCUAUAGAGAAAGGAAUAGCUGGACAAGUGGCUCGGACAGGAGAAGUCUUAAACAUCCCAGAUGCCUAUGCAGACCCGCGGUUUAACCGAGAGGUGGACCUCAAAACUGGUUACACCACACGGAAUAUCCUGUGCAUGCCCAUCGUGAGCAGGGGGACUGUUAUUGGAGUGGUGCAGAUGGUGAAUAAGUUAAGCGGUAGUGCCUUCACUAAAACAGACGAGAACAACUUCAAGAUGUUUGCUGUCUUCUGUGCCCUGGCCUUACACUGUGCAAAUAUGUAUCAUCGAAUUCGCCACUCUGAAUGCAUUUACAGAGUGACAAUGGAAAAACUGUCAUACCACAGUAUCUGCACCUCAGAAGAAUGGAAAACACUCACUCAGCUCAAUCUUCCCACUCUCAUUUAUAAAGAGAUUGAAAUGUUUCAUUUUGACAUAAGUCCGUUUGAAGAGAUCUGGCCUGCAGUUUUCAUCUACAUGGUUCACAGCUCCUGUGGAAAGAGCAGCUUUGAGCUGGAAAAGCUGUGUCGAUUCACCAUGUCCGUACGCAAAAACUACCGGCGUGUGCCCUACCACAACUGGAAGCAUGCUGUGACUGUGGCACACUGUAUGUUCGCCAUCCUACAAAAGACCCCUGGGACCUUCACAGAGUUAGAGAAGAAGGGUCUCUUGAUAGCCUGCCUGUGUCACGAUCUGGACCAUCGAGGGUACAGCAACACUUAUCUUCAGAAGUUUGACCACCCGCUUGCUGCUCUCUAUUCCACCUCCACGAUGGAGCAGCACCACUUUUCUCAGACUGUCUCCAUUUUGCAGCUGGAAGGGCACAAUAUUUUCUCCAACCUGAAUUCCAGCGAGUACGAGCAGGUGCUAGAAAUCAUCCGAAAGGCCAUCAUUGCCACUGACCUGGCCCUUUACUUCAAUAACCACCAGCAACUGUCAGAGCUUCUCACUACAGGUGUACUAGAUUUAAACAACCACUCACACAGGGACCGUGUGAUUGGCCUGAUGAUGACAGCAUGUGACCUGUGUUCCGUGACCAAGCAAUGGCCAAUCACACGACUUAUUGCCAACGACAUAUAUGCUGAGUUCUGGGCCGAGGGAGAUGAGAUGAAGAAGAUCGGGAUACAGCCCAUCUCAAUGAUGGACCGGGACAAAAAGGAUGAAGUUCCUCAAGGCCAAGUGGGAUUCUACAAUGCUGUAGCAGUUCCAUGUUAUACAACACUAGCAGAUCUUUUCCCUCCAUCCAUUCCACUUCUCAGAGCGUGCAAGGAGAACUUGAACCAGUGGGAGAAGAUAGCCCACGGCGAGGUGGAGGACAUCGUUCCGAGCCGACCUUCUGAUUCAGGUCCUGUCAAGGUGGACAACUGA
Messenger RNA from Nerophis lumbriciformis (worm pipefish), 2367 nucleotides. NCBI's taxonomy places the organism in Eukaryota, Metazoa, Chordata, Actinopteri, Syngnathiformes, Syngnathidae. The record is from RefSeq and is a predicted model, not a curated record.